Messenger RNA from Mercurialis annua (annual mercury), 1732 nucleotides. RefSeq names its product ammonium transporter 2 member 4-like. The coding region runs from base 141 to 1571 and encodes 476 amino acids. Lineage: Eukaryota; Viridiplantae; Streptophyta; Magnoliopsida; Malpighiales; Euphorbiaceae. Gene Ontology annotation, cellular component: plasma membrane. The record is from RefSeq and is a predicted model, not a curated record. Gene Ontology annotation, biological process: ammonium transmembrane transport. Gene Ontology annotation, molecular function: ammonium channel activity. The transcript is spliced from 3 exons.
UUUCAAACAUCCUUAGCCGGCAAUUUAACACCCAAAAUUAGAGUACAAAAGCGACCAUCACAACAUUGAUCACAUCUAUUUAUAAAUUAGUCUCUUUUAAUUAGCCUUUAAUUCGUUAAACUAAAAAAAUUAACCAACUAAUGGAACUUCCGUCAAACUUAUCAUUUGACGAAGCUAGUCCCAAAUGGAUGAACAAAGGCGACAAUGCAUGGCAAUUAACAGCGGCCACACUCGUCGGCUUACAAAGCAUACCGGGCCUCGUAAUCUUAUAUGGUAGCGUGGUAAACAAGAAAUGGGCAAUAAACUCCGCAUUCAUGGCAUUUUAUGCAUUUGCAAUGGUCAUUGUAUGUUGGGUAGGAUGGGGUUACAACAUGUCAUUUGGCGACAAAUUCGUCCCCUUUUUAGGAAAACCUGCCGUCGCCUUAGAUGAGAAAUUCUUGCUAGAAAAAGCAUUUCUCGGCAACUUUCCGACCGCGACAAUGGUGUUUUUUCAGGGAGUUUUCGCUUGUAUAACGUUGAUUUUGAUCGCUGGUUGUCUCCUCGGACGGAUGAAUUUUCGAGCUUGGGUAUUGUUUGUUCCUCUAUGGCUCACAUUUUCUUACACAAUUGCUGCUUUUAGCAUAUGGUGUCCUGAAGGAUGGCUCGCAAAACUUGGGAUUAUUGAUUUUGCUGGAGGUUAUGUUAUUCAUCUUUCUGCUGGUGUUGCUGGUUACACGGCAGCUUUUUGGGUGGGACCCAGAUCGGAGAAGGACAGGGUGAACUCCCCGCCAAACAAUAUGAUUCUGAUGCUUGCAGGCGCAGGACUGCUUUGGAUGGGGUGGAGUGGAUUCAACGGUGGAGGACCCUUUGUAGCCAGCGUGGAUGCAUCUCUAGCCGUCCUUAACACACACGUAUGCACUUCCACUAGUAUACUCACUUGGCUCCUAUUGGACACUUUCGUCUUCAAAAAGCCCUCUGUUUUUGGUGCCGUCCAGGGAAUGAUUACCGGUCUCGUUUGUAUCACUCCUGCUGCAGGAGUUGUACAAGGUUGGGCAGCCAUGAUAAUGGGGGUAAUUUCAGGUAGUAUUCCUUGGUUUACAAUGAUGAUUCUUCAGAAAAAACUGAAGAUCCUAACACUAAUUGAUGAUCCCUUGGCCAUAUUCCACACCCAUGCUAUUGCGGGUGGUCUCGGAGGUAUACUUACAGGAUUUCUAGCUGUACCAAAAUUGUGUCGACUUUUUUUUAUGGUUCCUGAUUGGAAAAAAUAUACCGGGUUAGCAUACAGUUUCCAAAAUAAUGAAACUCGCGCUGGAUUUAGACAAUUGGGAAUUCAAUUAUUAGGUAUUGUUUUUGUUACAUGUUUAAAUAUUAUUACGACUAGUAUAAUUUGUUGGAUUAUCGGAUUAGUUGUUCCAUUAAAAUCGUCUGAAGAUGAAUUGCAAGUCGGGGAUUAUGCUAUCCACGGAGAGGAAGCUUUCGCAUUAUGUGAAGAUCGAGAUGGGAAUAAAUUUAAAAUUAAUAAGCAUAAUUCAAUUUAUGAUGGUGAAAAAGAGUUAUCUUAUUUUCAAUCAAGGUCUUUUACUGAAGUGUAAAUGGCGCAAGUGAUAUUAGCAUCUAUAGCCAAGGUUCUAUCUGUCUUAAUUAUUCAUGUGUGCAUAUGUUCUGCACUAUUGACAUAAUGGAAGCAUGGAAUUAUGAUGUAGAAACUAUAUUGUUUCUUUUAUGGUUAAGCAUAGAUUGAAUCACAGUUUUA